CGGAAAUAGGGAGGCGUGGGUUUCACGCGUGGGAAACCCUGUUUCCCACGGCCUUCGAUAAAGUUGUUCUUUCCUCGAAGAUGAUGCAAGCGCCGCCGCUGCUGCCGCCGGUCCUCACGCGGCUCAUGCGCUUCACGGAAGGUGACUUGGUCAAGACGCCGUUCGGCGAUGGGACCUUCCAGCGCAAGCUCACACAAGCGCCAGGCCGCCACGUUUACGUCGUUGCGCUCAAACGCGGUGGCAUCUUGUACUCGCAGACGUGCUGGAUGAUGCCACGCCUGCCGACGCUGUCGGGCAACGAGAUGCCCCAUGGCGUCCACAUCGAGACGCGCUCGUCCGGCGCCCGCGGAAGCAUUCUGCAGUACCGCGUCGCCGAGAAGAGCUACGACGUGGCUUUGGAGGACGGAACGACCGCGACGUUUGCCGCUGCGGACCUGCGCUUGGCGUGCCGAACGCGGUGCCAAACGCAGUUUGGCCUCGGCACCGUCGUCGCCUAUCGCGCGGCCAGCGACAGCUACGUCGUCCAGCUCGAUGCGAACGCGACCGCCUACAUUCAAGCGGCGGACGUGGCGGCGCUCGACUUGCGCUUGCUCGAGAAGAUCCCCAAGCCGUUCAGCGCCGCCCAAGUCGUCGCCGAGUUCAACGGUCGUGUGUCGCAAGAGCAGGCCGAGGCCAUCAGCGCUGCUGGGGAGAACGCCUACUUGACGCUGCGCGCGUACUGCGAGAAGAACGCCGGCGCGCUCACGUCGAUUUCGACGACGUUUACGUACGGCCGCGAGUACUCGGAGGCGCUGGCGUCGUGCGUCAACCCCGAGAUCCAAGACGCUGCCGGUCGUGUCCGAGCGGCCGGCGAGCGCGAGCUGGAGAAGCUCACAAAGCUCACCGAGUUGGUCAAGCACCGCAUCGACGACCAGAUGACGAGCAACGCCGAGCUCGCCGCUCUCACGGAACACUCGAAGAAGAUUCUCCAAGGCAUUGGCAACAGCAUCGAGAUGCGCCGAGUCGCCGACGAGCUCAACAGGCAGCUCCAAGCAAGCGCCUCGAGCGACGACGGCCGCGCGCUCAUCGAGCAAUUCAAGGAACUGCUCCAGGCGCGCGUCGAGCAGCAGCGGCGGCGCCUCGAGCUCCUCGAGCCCACCACGCUGCUCGACAACCUCCAAGGCACCCUGUCGCCACGCGGCCUCCAAACCAAAGCGGCAGCCUUUGUCCAGCACGUUUCGGGGAGCAUGGCGACAUUGGACCCGCUCGAGCUGCUCGCGCAAGUCGAAGAGCUCUUACCCAACGUGUCGAGAAGGGCAGCAGGUCUCUUGGAGGACGGCGAGGACCUCCUCGUGCGGCUUCAAAGCAGCAAGCAGGGCCAGAAGCUGCUCGAGAAGGCCAAGGAGCUCGCGCACGUCUCGGACGACCCGGAUGCGAUCCGCGACAAGGUCACGCAAGCCGUCGCCAACGUGCGCGUCGACGAUCUCGCCAAGUGGGGGCGCAACCUCGCGGUGGACAAGGCCGCGCGGCAAGCGUUCGUCGACCAGGUCAAGGACCACUGCUUGGACUUUCUCAUGUCGGUGCUGCCGACGAUCGAAGUGCCGCCCAUCGUCGGCACGAAGGACGAGAUCGACUACUCGAUCUCCGUCCUCGACCUCUCCAACUUUCACGUGCCAAAGGAGAAGGUUGUCGUCAAGCUCGGCACGGCCGCCGACGACGAAGUGCUGACGAUGCGCGCGUCGAGCAUCUCUUCACUGAUUCCGGGCCUGCAAUGGACGUUUGCCCAAAAGUAUUUUCCGUAUCUCAAUGGCGGUGGCGCGGCCGACGCGUCCGUCAACGGCGGGUGCAUCUCGCUCGGCUUUCGGGCAGAGAAAGUGCUCUCGAAAGAGACGGGCGAGUACGAACCGACGUUGGCUGUCUCGUCGAUUGAGAUUGAGAUCAAAGAAGAGCUCAAACUCACGGUGCAAGGCAGCUGGUUCUCGGCCGUCUACAACGUGCUCGCGACGCUUUUCAAGGAGCUCAUUCGCGAUUACAUUGCGUCGACGCUCGAAGCGAGCCUCAUUGAGCACGUCGUGACGCUCGUGAGUGCGCUCAACAAGCACAUCAAGGGCUACUGGCCGCUGCUGCUCCAAGUGCUGCACGUGACGGUCGACCAACUUCCGGUGGCGAGUGCGUGGCGCGGCGCCAAGCCGCUGCCGCCGCCGCUGCCGCAUGAAGACGACAUUGAGUUUGGCCUGACCAACGUCCCGCUGGUUCUCACCAAGCGCAUACGAACCCGCAUGGCUACGGUCACCGGCGUCACGGUCCCACCCACCGCGUCGACAACAGACCGCGACGCGCUAUUGAGUGUACCUUUGCACUCGACGCUCGUCGGCAUCAACGGCCUCUCGUGUGCCAAACUCACGGCGAGCGAAGUCAAGACGCUGCUGACGACGCUGCCGGCGCCAGUCGUCCUGCGAUUUGCCUCUCCGUCGCCAGACGACGCCUUUGCCCAAGUGGCACCGCGCCGCAAGCUCCGGACGUACGACGUCGAGUUUGGUCCAGGGUCCUUUGGCCUCAAGCUGCGCGCACGGCCGCUGGCGCCGCUCGGUGUCAUUGUCGCGGGUUUCAUUCCGGACCGCACCAAGGACGAGACCAAGGCCAUGGGUGCGGGCGAGCUCAGCGGCCAGAUUCGCCCGGGCAACCUGUUGCUCAAGGCCAAUGGCUGGGACUGCCGCGACAAGGAGUUCAGCGAGGUCAUGGAGCAUCUCAAGACGCUGCCGCGGCCCGUGACGUUAUCGUUCUCGACCAGUCCCGACGGCAUCGUGACGCUCACCGAGUGGCCGCCGCUCCUCGAGCUCGACAGUCGCGGCGAUCAUGUGAUCGUGUCGGGGUUCACGCGGCUGCCGUCCAUGGCACGCAACUCCAAGCAAGUCGCGGAGGGCGACACGCUCGUCUCGAUCAACGGCAAGGCGGUCGCCAAGCUUCCGUACGACCGCAUCAUGACGCUUCUGAAAGAGGCGAUGGACGCGCCGCCCUUUGACGUGGUGUUCGGCAAGAAGAGCGAGAAGAAGACGACGAGUGUGCACUUUGCCCAUGGGCCCAUGGGCAUUCUCUUUGGCUCGGACCGGGACGGCAGUGUGUUUGUGAAAAAGUUCAUUCCGGGGCUUGGGCCCGCAGAGCGGAGCGGACUCGUUCACAAAGGGUUUGUGCUGCUUCAAGUGGGCGGCAAGACGGUGUCCGACGUCGACCACGCGCAGUCGCUCUUGGCGAGUGCGACGCCACCCUACUCGCUCACCGUGCGCGACCUCGAGAUGGAAGCCAGCAUUGCGCAAUUGUACUAACACUGCUAUGAGAGCUACUAUACAAUGAGUGACGGGA
Molecule: messenger RNA, 3339 nt
Organism: Saprolegnia diclina VS20
Lineage: Eukaryota; Oomycota; Saprolegniomycetes; Saprolegniales; Saprolegniaceae
Exons: 18
Coding region: 81-3302 (1073 amino acids)
Molecular function (GO): lipid binding; protein binding
Source: RefSeq, a predicted model, not a curated record